Aspergillus brunneoviolaceus CBS 621.78 is the source of this 1096-nucleotide messenger RNA. RefSeq lists its product as uncharacterized. Lineage: Eukaryota; Fungi; Ascomycota; Eurotiomycetes; Eurotiales; Aspergillaceae. The transcript has a single exon. The record is from RefSeq and is a predicted model, not a curated record. The coding region runs from base 190 to 693 and encodes 167 amino acids.
GCUUCAUCCAGUUCAAUAUCCCUUUUCUGUCGAGUAGUCUUGUGCCAUAAAAUUGGGGACGAUCUGGGAUAUAAAAGAGCAGACCUGCGCCGAUCCUGCUGUUGAACAUCGGUAUUCUAGUCUCAAUCCAGCACCACCAUAUCCAGACCUCAACCAUCGCUCCACAUCGACCCCCCUGACCCGAUCACAAUGCUCAAAGGCAGCCUCCUCUACCUCCUUGGCGCAUCUCUAGCAAGCGCUUCGCCGGUGCUUGACAAAAGAGACAUCUGCAGCCACACCCCGGCCAACGGCCUCAUCGGCACUGCGGUCGCGAGCGUAGCUUGCGCCCAAUUGACCAUCACCAAUGAAGGAUGCUCCGUGACGGUCAAGUUUCCGGCCGACAUUUACGGGGACUCCUUCACUUUCGACAGCGGAUCCAAAACCUUCAUGGCUUUGCGCAAGAGCAAGCUCACUUUCACCGCGACGCCGAAGCCCGGCAACAACGCCGCGGUCUGGUCGGGCACGGGCGGAACCAGCAACCCCACCACCUACUCGGUUCCACUGGCCGGUCAGCCCGCCAGCAUCUCCGUCAAGUGCGCCGCCCCCCUGAAGUGCACCGCCGUCGGCCAACCUUGCAUCUUCGAAUACCCUGAAAACUGCUGCUCCCAGACGUGCGCCUGUAUUUCGGGAGUGUGCAAUUGUUUCGACCUGUGAAUCCCCGAUUUUUGGACUUUGAUAAUAAGCAUUCUCCAUUGUUUGAAUCAACUCUACACCUAUGUUUCAAAAGAAAAUCAUGCCCCUUGGAGCGGAGGCGAUUAAGACAUAGAUAUGACGCGCCGGAAAUCUUGCGAGUUCGAGAACAUCCGUUUGCGGGAGCAUGAUUCAUCAUUAUCCACCGAUUAAAAUCGCUCGCGCCUGCGCCCGGUGGAUCGAGGAUGCAACCAUACAUGUCUCUGGAGGAGAACGGCUCGCUCUCUACCCCGCGUUAUUUCUCGGAAUUGCUAAUGUGGUACUUGCUUGAAUUGUGGUAGGAGUAGAAGUCCAGCAUAAGGUAAUGAUCUGGGUGCUACCUUAGCCCCUUGUUUAAUCGAGAUAAUUCUCCUGUCUUGUAUGCGCU